Doryrhamphus excisus (bluestripe pipefish) is the source of this 2246-nucleotide messenger RNA. The record is from RefSeq and is a predicted model, not a curated record. Lineage: Eukaryota; Metazoa; Chordata; Actinopteri; Syngnathiformes; Syngnathidae.
CUGCACUCGGAAGUCUUCGGCUAUUUCCGCGCUCCCCCGCGGCUCGAGAGGGCAGGCUGCUCCGAUCGCGGAGCCGAGACGCCAUUCAGGCGAGCAGACUUCGGGCACACCUGGCCGGAACCUCCGCCACCUUUAAGCGAACAUAAGCUAACUCUCACAGAAAAAGUUGACUUUGUCUGACGUUCUACGACAAAAACACGAGCGACCGAGGAGCAGUUCGUGGUUUAUCUUCAUUUGACUUCCUUCUUCCUGUCAGCUGCCGCCGUGAGGAAUGUGGCGUGAUUAAGGAGUGAAAGUGUGGAAAGUUGGAAUCGUUAAGCACCUCGGCAGCAGCUAGCCAGUCUAGCUUCAUGGCAACCGGCGGCUUCAAGUCGAACGCCACCACGGACUUCCUGGAGGAGUGGAAAGCCAAGAGGGAGAAAAUGAGAGCCAAGAUGUUGGGUGACAUCGCCGCCGCUAGCAACAGCAGCCUCCCGGCGGACGAACCGCAGCGCCCGGCCGCCGACCCGAGGAAGGCUCCGCCGCAGACGGACGGAGGAGCCUCGGCCUGCCCGGACAGAGCCGACCGAGCGGACAGGCCGUCCCCGGGCAGGGAGAAGAAAAGCUCCGGUCCGAGUGCCAGGAAGGGCAAAGGUCAGAUCGAGAAGAGGAAGCUGAGGGAGAAGAGGAGGUCAACAGGUGUCGUCAGCCUGCCGUCCAAUGAGAGCCUGGAUGAACUGGACGAUGACGAUGGAGAUGGCAGGGAGAAGGACGGGCGGGAGGAGGAAGAGGAGCAGCUGGUCCUGGCCAACACCUUCCAGAAUGAGGCCAUGACGGCCGAUCCGGCGACAGGCCUCGUCAGGGACACGCCAAGACCAGGAAGUGGGCGCCCCAAAAGCGACGAGGAGCUGGGCGCUAACGGCCGGCACGGCCACAGCCGCCAGGGCCGGGACGCGGCGCCAGGAGGUGCGGAGAGGAGGUUGGAGGAGCUGGAGAAGGAGCUGCUGAGCGAGCGCCAGGAGACGGCCAGGCUGCUGAAGGCCCACCAGGACAAAGACCACCUGAUCGACAAGCUGAAGGAGGAGAUCCACCUUCUCAACAGGGACCUGGAUGACAUUGAGGACGAGAACGAGCAACUCAAACAAGAAAACAAAACUCUGCUCAAGGUGGUGGGUCAGCUGACCAGAAGAUGACAAGAUGAAUAAUCAAUCUACUGGAUGCUGGACUCUCAGGCUCAUCAAGUACUCGUACUGGUCCCGGAUCAGACCGGGCAUAUGACUUCUAGUCUUUGGCUUUUGCUUUAGCUUUUGGCCGCGGCAGGCGUCCAACAGGAUCAAAUAAAACACACUGAUGAAAGCUGAUUGGAUGUGGUCACGGCACAACCAAUGGCUGAUGCCAGGGGGCGGGAUUUUCCAGCUGCUGUCAAUCACAUGAAAGGAUUUAUGCUAAGAAAAUAUCACCGAUGGAUAUACUAUUCCCACUUAGGAGACCAGGGUUCAAUUCCACCCUCGGUCAUCUCUGUGUGGAGUUUGCAUGUUCUUCCCAGUGCAUGCGUGGGUUUUCUCCGGGUACUCCGGUUUCCUCCCACAUUCCCAAAACAUGCUAGGUUAUAAUUGGCGACUCCAAAUUGUCCAUAGGUAUGAAUGUGAGUGUGAAUGGUUGUUUGUCUGUAUGUGCCCUGUGAUUGGCUGGCCACCAGUCCCGCAACCCUCGUGAGGAAAAGCGGUAGAAAAUGAAUGAAUGAAUGAAUGAAUAUUCCCACUUCCUUGUGAAUAAUAAUCCACAUCCGUUGUCUUUAUUCCCAUUUCCGUUCGCCAACCGCCGUAUUCAUGAUUCCAUCUUGUAUUCCUCAUAGCGGCUUUAGGAACGCCUUUUUAAUUCCCGUUUCAACCUCAUGCCACUAAAAUGUCUUGUGGUAUUCCUGCAAAAUUCCGACUUUUUCUCCUGUUGAAAGCUUUUUCCUUCAGUAUUUGGAUUUUAUUUGUAAAAAUUACUGCAGAUUUUUGUAAUUUUUGCUGAAAUAUUUCAAAUUUUUGCUAUAAAAACGACAAUGUGGUUAUUUUUCCUCAUAUUGUUAUUUUAGUAAAACGCCGCCAUGAUGGAAGGGGUUGAUGCCGGCCAUGUUUUUUUAUGUUUUAAGCUGCGGCCUUGAAUGCAGCACGAAAGCAGAGUAAAAGAUGAGCGACAUCACCCGGAGGCGUCUUCACAUCCAAAGGAGAUGCGUGGAGCGAUAGGCGGAGCUUAUCUUGUAGCUGAGAAAGGAGAAG